AUUUCAGCUAAGUUAUCUAGCCAUGGAAUCAGUAUCGACUCUGACAUGGACGAAGAGACGCAAGCGAUUCUGAUGCUAGUGGAGAAUCUGAAACUUUCAGUUCCUCAGAUUUUUCCUUGGUUCUACAUGUCUGGUGACAUCGAGCAUAUCUGUAGUUCCACCAAUCUUGACAUUCGGGUCAAAGAGCUAAUUGACAUCAUUUCACUAUUCAAAGAGGUCAUUUUAAGGCUUAAGGAGCAUAGUUUAUCCUUCGUAUCUGCAUGUCUGCCACAACUUCUUUUUGGACUAGCUAGGGUAAUGGCUGUGACCCCUGAUCCCUCUCAACUUAAUCUGCUACAAGGACUCAAGUUUCUUCGACAUACUUUUGUAAAGUUUAUACAAACUCUUACAGAUAGAUCAGGCAGUAUGGAGGUUUCCCAUGGCCUUAUCUUCUCGCAACCUCAAACGAGUCAAGAUUUGAUCUUUUCUCUUAUCAGCUGCAUUGAGGCUUGUCUGAGCUCCAACGAUGCUGCCGGGUUUCGUGCCGUGUUGGCCUGGUUCGUCAAGCAGAUUCUAGUUGCACCUCAGACAACUAGCGAGUCUGCUUCACUCUUUCUUGCAGAGCUCCAUUCGCUUCUCAUGUCUCGUUUGGGUCCGAUAUGCGUGCUCGCUCCGGCUCGCCUCUCGUUCACCCGGAGCGACGAAGUAUUAUAUGAAGGCAUCCUUAAAGAGGUGGCCACUUGUCUGCAUCACCUAGUUGAAGCAAAAGUAAACCCUUCAUUUAAAUGA
Messenger RNA from Protopolystoma xenopodis, 768 nucleotides. NCBI's taxonomy places the organism in Eukaryota, Metazoa, Platyhelminthes, Monogenea, Polystomatidea, Polystomatidae. The record is from the annotation of a GenBank genome assembly.